Mesorhabditis belari is the source of this 1827-nucleotide messenger RNA. NCBI's taxonomy places the organism in Eukaryota, Metazoa, Nematoda, Chromadorea, Rhabditida, Rhabditidae. The record is from the annotation of a GenBank genome assembly.
AUGAGUAAACGAGCACCAUUCCAAAACAAUGAAGAGCAAUCUGCGAUGACUAGGAUUGCCAUCGUGGAAAAGGAUCGCUGCAAGCCAAAGAAUUGUGGAUUACCAUGCAAGCGCUCUUGUCCAGUUAAUCGCAUGGGUAAGCAAUGUAUCCAAGUCGAGGCUACAUCACCUAUAUCUCUCAUUUCCGAAGUUCUGUGCAUUGGAUGUGGUAUUUGUGUCAAGAAGUGCCCAUACGAUGCUAUAAAGAUUAUCAAUCUUCCAUCUAACUUGGCCGACCAGACAACUCACCGUUAUUCGGCUAAUUCCUUCAAGCUUCAUCGUCUGCCAACACCCCGUAAUGGAGAGGUACUUGGACUUGUGGGAACAAAUGGUAUUGGCAAAUCAACUGCUUUGAAGAUUCUGGCUGGAAAGUUAAAGCCUAACCUUGGACGCUUCGACAAUCCACCCGAUUGGCCCACGGUUCUUCAAUAUUUCCGAGGAUCUGAGCUGCAGAAUUAUUUUACAAAUGUUUUGGAGGAUGAUUUAAAAGCUGUCGUGAAACCACAAUAUGUUGAUCAAAUUCCAAGAGCGGCUAAGGGCACGGUUGAAUUUCUUGUGUCAAGAAAAAGUGAUCGGGGAAAUAAAGAGCAAGUGCUCAGGGAUAUGGAACUUGAUGGAGUUAAAGAUCGGGGUAUUGAGCUAUUGUCUGGUGGAGAACUUCAGCGUUUUGCAAUUGCUCUCUGUGUAGUUCAAAAUGCUGAUGUUUACAUGUUCGACGAGCCAUCUUCUUACCUUGAUGUCAAACAACGUCUCAAGGCGGCUGCUGUUAUUCGUGAAUGCCUGGGAGAAAAGAAAUACGUUAUCGUAGUUGAGCACGACUUGGCUGUUUUGGACUAUCUCUCCGAUUUUAUUUGCUGUCUUUAUGGCGUUGCUGGUGUUUAUGGAGUUGUGACUUUGCCUUCCGGCGUUCGGGAGGGAAUCAACAUGUUCCUUGAUGGUUUCAUUCGCUCAGAGAAUAUGCGUUUCCGAGAAGACGCACUCAAUUUCAAAGUCUCUGAUGGUCAAGAAGAAUUGGUAAAACGAACAGGACACUUCAUUUACCCUAAAAUGACGAAAAUUCUUGGCGAUUUUACCUUGCACGUCGAGGCUGGUGACUUCUCCGAUUCGGAAAUUAUUGUGAUGUUGGGAGAAAAUGGAACAGGAAAAACUACCAUGAUUAGGAUGUUGGCCGGUAAUCUCAAACCAGAUGCUGGUGAUGAAAUUCCGCCGAUGUCAGUUUCAUACAAGCCACAGAAGAUUUCGCCUAAAUCGGAUAACAUGGUUCGACACUUGUUGCACGAGAAGAUUCCCGGUAUGUAUCAGCACCCACAAUUCAAGACGGAUGUCAUGACUCCACUGAUGAUGGAUCAACUAAUGGACCGAGAAGUGCAAAACCUUUCCGGUGGAGAACUUCAACGCGUUGCCCUUGUGCUUUGUUUGGGAAAACAGGCAUCCGUUUAUCUGAUAGAUGAACCUUCUGCAUAUCUGGAUUCAGAACAGCGUUUGCACGCCGCUAAAGUGAUCAAACGAUAUAUCCUUCAUGCUAAGAAAACUGCGUUUGUGGUGGAGCACGAUUUUAUCAUGGCAACAUAUUUGGCUGAUCGAGUCAUUGUUUUUGAUGGUAUCCCCUCCAAAGAAGCCUAUGCACGCACGCCUCAAGCAUUACAAGAAGGAAUGAACCGAUUCCUAAGACUUCUUGAUAUCACUUUCCGUCGUGAUUCCGAAACAUUCCGUCCACGGAUCAAUAAGAAGGAUUCGAACAAGGAUGUGGAGCAAAAGAGAAGCGGCAAUUUCUUCUUCCUUGACGUU